Messenger RNA from Bactrocera dorsalis (oriental fruit fly), 1362 nucleotides. RefSeq lists its product as uncharacterized. The coding region runs from base 146 to 1156 and encodes 336 amino acids. Lineage: Eukaryota; Metazoa; Arthropoda; Insecta; Diptera; Tephritidae. The record is from RefSeq and is a predicted model, not a curated record. The transcript is spliced from 3 exons.
ACAGUCAAAGAAUAAAUCAGAAUUGUAAAGAAAUUGUGAGUAAUACAUGCGAGUAGAAAUAAAUAGCUCUAGUAAAACAAUGCUGUAUUAACAGAAUUAAAAAGCAAAUUGUAACGUCCUUGAGUGUAGUGAAUGUGUGCACAGAAUGAAAACAAAACCUAAAAUUUCAGUACCUUAUUGGGCUAUUUUGCUCAUGAACGCGUGUAGUUUAUGUGAAUGCUAUAAAAACAUAAUCCUAAAAGACUAUCUAUGCGCGGACAAAUUUUUAUUAGAUAUACAGAGAUCCCUUCAUGUUCAUCCCGCAUUUACUCUAACUGAGGAUCGAGAUUCUGCAGCCAUCAUAACCCAGAUGUGGAAUACAACGUUACCUGGCUAUUACUCGUCUAACAAGUUAAAAUACGAUUGUUAUUUUCGCGUACAAACUCCUCAUCGACCGCCUCGCGGAAUUUACACUGUCAUCACACGUCUUAAAUUUCGGCGUAAUCCUGUCAAUAAUGCUUGCAUAGAUUAUAUUCAAUUUGUUGGUGGUAAUCGUCCGGCAUCUGAAAAGAUAUGCAACGAAAUAGCAAUAGACGGGCCGGGUCGGUUAAUAUUCGAUGAACGUAAUCGUGAAGUUAAUAUUCACAUUUAUAUCGAUAAGCGUGUUUCGAUAAAGGAACCACUCGAAUUGCGAAUGGUGAUGACAGCGCACUCUGAAUGUAAAUACACUGGAGACUUUCUCUGUGAUCCGAAAGACCAGUACUCGUGUAUUUCCCGUCAUUUUGUGCGUGAUAAUAUAACGAAUUGUAUGUAUCCAUGUCGAGAUGAAAUAUCAUGCUUUCACGAUGCACCUACUUCAGUGGAAGCUGACACCACCUAUGUAGCACUUUCAGCGCUAACUUCGCUAAUUUUUACAAUGUUGGGCGUUGGUUUCUGCAUAUGGGUCUGUUGGAAAUAUUGGAAUUGCAUAACCGUGCAACAGCAUGCACACGAAGCUUCGGCGCUUGCUCAUCGUAGAGGGCAAACGGAAACCCCUGUAGUCCAGAUACCAAACGCACCAUCUUUUAGCGGUGCUAUUACUUCGAGUAUUGGAUAUGAACAAGAUAAUCGACAUCAUCAACCACAAUCACCAAAAGAUUUACCGCCAAGCUAUGAAUCAUUAUUUCCUGAAAGAUAAGCGGUAGUGUGGCGUUGUAGUCAAUUUAUUUAAAAAUGUUACUGCUAGACGCAAGCCAAACUAUUAUCUACAUGUUUAAGGAAUCUCUUUUACAAUUCAAUCAAAUGUUGGUGAUCCAGUUUUGUGAACUAAUUAACACUGAAGUGUCAAACUUGUGCCACUAGCUUUUUGUGUUCUACUUUUUUUGGUUUUUUUGUUUUGUUUUU